Nycticebus coucang (slow loris) is the source of this 6289-nucleotide messenger RNA. RefSeq names its product complement C8 alpha chain (gene C8A). Gene Ontology annotation, cellular component: membrane attack complex. Bases 96 to 1865 code for a protein of 589 amino acids. Gene Ontology annotation, molecular function: protein binding. The record is from RefSeq and is a predicted model, not a curated record. The transcript has 11 exons. Gene Ontology annotation, biological process: immune response. Lineage: Eukaryota; Metazoa; Chordata; Mammalia; Primates; Lorisidae.
CCCAGGUGCCAGCCUGCAGAUGUCUUUUACUCCAAUUCCCCGAGUAGAUAAUUGUAUUCCUUCAAGGCAAUAGAGUGUGGUGGUUUCCGGAUGAAAUGUUUGCUGUUGCUUUCUUCAUCUUGUCUUUGACGACUUGCCAGCCUGGGGUAACUGCACGGGAGAAGGUGCACCAGAGAGUAAGUCGGGCUGCUACCCCUACGGCAGUCACCUGUCAGCUGAGCGACUGGUCUGAGUGGACAGAGUGCUUUCCAUGCCAGGACAAAAAGUACCGACACCGGAGCCUCUUGCAGCCGAACAAGUUUGGGGGGACCAUCUGCAGUGGUGAUAUCUGGGAUCAAGCCAGUUGUUCCAGCCCCACAGCUUGUCACAGGCAAACACAAUGUGGACAGGAUUUCCAGUGCAAGGAGACAGGUCGCUGCCUGAAACGCCACCUGGUGUGUAACGGAGACAGGGACUGCCUUGAUGGCUCUGACGAGGAGGACUGUGAAGAUGCCAGGGCCUUUGAGGAUGACUGCAGCCAGUAUGAACCGAUUCCAGGAUCGCAGAGGGCUGCGCUGGGGUACAAUAUCCUGACCCAGGAAGCAACUCAGAGUGUGUAUGAUGCCAGUUAUUACGGGGGCCAGUGCGAGAUGGUUUACAACGGGGAAUGGAGAGAACUUCGAUACGAUCCCAGCUGUGAGCGUCUCUACUACGGAGAGGAUGAGAAGUACUUCCGGAAACCCUACAACUUUCUCAAGUAUCACUUUGAAGCCCUGGCCAAUACUGGAAUGUCCUCAGAGUUGUACGACGAUGCAAAUGACCUUCUUUCUAAAGUAAAAGAUGACAAGUCGAAGUCAAGUGGCGUGACCAUUGGCAUAGGCCCAGCCGGCAGCUCUCUGAUGGCAGAAUUAGGUGUACUUGAGUCAGAAGAUUCUUCAUUCUUGAAUAAGUUAAGCAAGUAUAAUGAGAAGAAAUACAGGUUCAUGAGAAUUUUCACGAAGGUGCAGACGGCCCAUUUUAAGAUGAGGAGAGACAACAUCAUGCUGGAUGAGGGGAUGCUGCAGUCUCUGGUGGAGCUCCCGGAGCGCUACCAUUACGGCAUGUACGCCAAGUUCAUCAACGACUACGGCACCCAUUAUAUCACAUCUGGAUCCAUGGGUGGCACUUACGAAUAUAUCCUGGUUCUUGACAAUCAAAAAAUGGAGUCCCUUGGUAUCACCAGCAAUGAUAUCAAAAAGUGCUUUGGAGUCUCUCUGGGCUUUGAGUAUGAGUUUACAGAGAGCCUAGACGUCAAAGGAGACAUCAAAGGAGGCAUAUCGGGAGAUCGUUGUGAAAACUCUGGAGCUGGCAAAACUGGCAACAGCAUGCAGGCCCUGGGCGUGGAAGACAUCAUUUCUCGGGUGCAAGGUGGCAGUUCUGGCUGGGGCGGCGGCUUGACACAGAACCAGAGCAUCGUUGCGUACCGUUUCUGGGGGAGGUCGUUAAAGUAUAAUCCUGUUGUUAUCGAUUUUGAGAUGCAGCCCAUCUAUGAAGUGCUGCGACACACAAACCUGGGGCCCCUGGAGGCCAAGCGCCAGAACCUGCGCCGGGCCCUGGACCAGUACCUGACGGAGUUCAACGCCUGCCGCUGCGGGCCCUGCUUCAACAAUGGGGAGCCCAUCCUCCAGGGCACAAGCUGCAGGUGCCAGUGCCGCCAGGGCUACCUGGGCCCUGCCUGUGAGCGGACGGAGAUAGAGGGAGCCCACAUUUUGCGAGUUCUAUUCCUCACCUGCCACCCUCACAGCUCUGCCGCUUUCUCCCUGCCAUCAAGACCCUUUCUCAGAUGGGAACUGUUUCUCACCAAGAUGUGGCUGGACAAAAGAUUCAUUUAUGGAGGGACGAACUAGUCUCCUGGGGCUGCCAUAACAAAUUAUCACAAACUGGGUUGUUUGCAGGAAACCAGGAAUGUAUUGUUUCAGGUUUCUGGAAGCUAAGCAUAUUGGCUGGGUGGUUUCUUCGAGAAAUUCUGAGGGAGAAAGUGCUCCCCAUUCCUCUCUCGCAGCUUCUAGUGGUUGCCAGCAGUUUUUGGUGGUCUUGGCUUAUAAACGCAUCAUUCCGGUAUCUCUCUGCAUUUGUAUGAGAACACCCGUCAUCGCAUUACAGCCCACUCCAACCCAGCAUGACCUCGUUUUAACACAGUUUUAUCUGCAAAGACCUUAUUUUCCAAAUAAGGUCAUAUGCACAGGCAGUGGAGGUUUGGACUUGAACAUAUCUUUUGAGGAAUCAUAAUUCACCCCCCUCUAUGGGAUUAGUAGUUGUCGUUAUGGUGCAAGGAGUUGAAACUAAAAGCAGAGUUGGGUCAAGGAAAGGUUUAAAUGUACACACAGCUGAAGCAGGAACUGCCUGGCACAGGGAAGAGAGUUAUCAGACAAAGGCUGAACGCCCGUGCCUUAAAGAUGAAGGAGUCUGGGGGUGCGGACGUGAAUCUCAGCUAUUUCAGUAACUCCCCGUGAGACCCUGGCUAAUAGCAUCUGUUUUGGGGUUAGCCUUUUUACCUCAUUUUCCUUGAAGCUCUAAGAAUCUCUAUGCAUGUCCCAAUUUUCUAGACAUCCAAAACUGAUUCUAUGGUACAUGGAAUUGUGGGAAAACAUCCGGGUUACCAAAUCAACAUGGAAAUAAAUCCCAACUGGUUAAUACAAUGAACAAAAAGUACCAAAAAAAAACGUAUGGGCUUGGCGACCACAGCACAGUGGUUACAGCGCCAGCCACAUGCGCCAAGGCUGGAGGGUUCGAACCUGGUCUGGGCCAGCUAAACAACAAUGACAACUGCAACAGAAAAAUAGCCGGGCGUUGUGGCGGGUGCCUGUAGUCCCAGCUACUUGGGAGGCUGAGGCAAGAGAAUCACUUAAGCCCAAGAGUUUGAGGUUGCUGUGAGCUGUGAUGCCACAGCAUUCUAUGGAGGGUGACAUAGUGAGACUCUGUCUCAAAAAAAAAAAAACACAAAAGGGCAGUGCCUGUGGCUCAGUGGGCAGGGCGCCAGCCCCAUAUACCAAGGGUGUCAGGUUCAAACCUGGCCCCAGACUAACGGCAACAAAAAAUAGCCGGGUGUUAUGGCGGGAGCCUGUAGUCACAGCUAGUUGGGAGGCUGAGGCAAGAGAAUCGCUUAAGCCCAAGACUUUAAGGUUGCUGUGAGCUGUGAUGCCACAGCACUCUACGGAGAGUGACAUAGUGAGACUCCAUCUCAAAAAAAAAAACAAAAAACCAGUAUGGAUGGGUAAAUCUCAGGUGCUACACUUGGGUCUAUUAAACAAACUCUUGGAGCACAAGGUGGACAGGGUGAGAGCUGUGUGGCUCAAUUCAUGUGUGUGAAGAACAGGACAAGCCCUUAGACCCAAUUCACAUGGGGAUCUGACAGCGGCAAUGUUGAUACCCCCCGAGGGAAGGGCCCAGAACAAGAGUCUUCUCCGGCAUCCCAGGAGCCACGUUUCAUCAGACAUGGGCAAGACAAAGUGGGCAGCCAAGGGAAGUAGCAAGACUCAAGCCUGUAUUCCAGGAGGAAGAGCUGGAAAGAUUGCUAAUUUUUUGGCAUUGAAAAGACUUUGAACUACCAUGUGAGAAGGCAUGAGAUUUGUAUUCUGUGGGCACUGAGAUUAAGCUGUUGAACUAAUGGAAGGGAGUCUAUAGCAAAAGGAUUUUGGAUUAGGGAGGGAGGACUUUCUCAGGCUGUGGUGUGGCAGGGGAGGGGAGGGGUGGGAGACUUGUGAGAAAGCUGUAAAAGAGAUUCAUUCUCCCAAUGGGUAGCUGGGUGAGAUGGCCCUCCAGGCCCCUCCUACCCCACAAUCUCAGUCUCCGACCUAAACAACGGAUACAACCUGAUGAACAGUUGGUAGUUUGAAGCUUUAAAUAUGUAAAUUCAGCUUGGCUUGAAAGAAAUCACUGCUACCAAUUUCCUUAGAAUUCAGGAGAUAUUUUGGCCUGCAAGAUCCGGUUUAAAAAUGAGAGGAUGGUGACUUGAGUUACUCGUCCUCACUGAGAGGAGUUCUACAUGGGAGGCAGGAUAGCGUAGCUCUGGUGCCAAACAGGGCUCUGAAUCUUAGAGCUGUCAUUUCAUCUGGGCUUACCCCAUAAAAUGAGAUGAUAUGGGAAACUCUUUCAUAGGUCAGGUUGGAGAUUAAACUGGUUAACACACAUGGCAGGCUGUGUUAUAUGUCAUAAACAAAAGAAAGGACAACUCUGUGCAGAAUGUCCCAUUGGUAGAGGAUCUGUCCUGGGUUGUUCCUUGUUCAAAUCACGCCUUUGCUGACAAAGCAGUAGAAUUUGAGUCCCAGUGAACAGCCCAGUAUCUUGUAGGAGGAAUUCUGAAAGGGGUGAGCCAGGAGGGUGAGUGAAAUCCAAAGCCUUUAUGAAGAAGGAUGCUGAGAAUGAAAACUAAGGAGACCAACUACCAGGGCCAAGCCUGGCCCACGGUUUCAUCAGGUGAAUUGGAAAAGAGCCCCCACUCCGGGUUGCCCCAGGGCCCAGGCUUUCCCGACUUCCCAGGCAGGGUGUAGACUGGGUUUCUGCCCCACAUUCCCACUGGCCAGGCAGGGUUCCCAAAGUGACCAAAGGUCCAUAAACAGAAAUAAUAACUAACCCUUAUUCUGUGCCAGCCACGAUAGCAGAACUUCAUGUGUGUGAACUCAUUUAUUUCCCCAAUAACUUAUGACCUCAAUGCUUUUAUUAAUCCCAAUUUACAAACGAGGAAACAGGGGCAGAAGGAAAGUUAGAGAACUUGCACAAGGUCAUGUAGCUACAGAGGCAAAGAGCCAGCGUUUGGACUUGACAAUCUAGUGCCAGGACCCAAGUUCUGAACCAUUACUUCACUAAUUCACAUCCUAAGAGUCUGGAAAUUUAGGGAAUGAGGGUAGAGGGUCUGAGACGAUUUCUGAUAAAUAUCAUUUUUGAUGAGUGGCAGGGGGUGGUAUGAGCUAGUUCAUGGAUAUCAGCUUGGCCUGGCUUAAAGAUGUGACCCUCGCCUAGGUGAUUUAAUCGUAGCACACUUGAAGGGCCCUCAGAACCGGGGACUUGCUUGCAUCCCUGUAGACUGUGUGCUACUUAGAUGGGCUCUUCAGUGGUCCAGCACCAGGCUCAGCUGCGGCCUGCAGAGUCACUGGAGAAUGACCUAGGGGAGGGGAGGGGAGAGAAUGGAAGGGGAUGGGGGAUGCUCCCCAGGUCCCAUUCCUCCUGCACUCUGGCCCUUACAGACAGUAGGUUGCAGAAGCUCAUGGGACUCCAUUAACCUGGUUCCAAGCAAGGUGUGCACAUAAGGUUGGAGCUGUCAUUCUGGACUUUCACCCCAACAGAGGCUGAGCUGGCAAGGAAAUCUGAGGCUGGGGAGCCAGCCAGUCUCCAUGGAAACCCAGGAGAGUGCCUAGGAAUUUUCCUAGCAAACUUUUGCCUGCAAGGACAGACCUACAAGGUGGGAGAAAGAGACAGAGAGCCCUGCUGUGGCUGCCCCAUCAGGGAGAGUAAUUACAGAGCUGGAGGGGCCUUGGAGAUCAUCUAAUCCAUCCAUGUUCACACUGGUGGUGUGUGAAGUCUUGGGGUACAAGGAGCUUCCACAGUGGGGAGGGUGGACCUGACAGCCACCCAGGUUCAAACAGAACAGCUCUGCUUUCAUCUGACUUAGAUGCUGGGGUCCAUAUAAGAUUUCAUACAAGGAAAAUAGAGAUGAAAAAUGUAAUAAUUAAAAAAUCCAUUAGAUUAGUCCAUUCUUUUCUUAUUGCAGUAUGGAAAAACUCAGGCUGAGACAGAGGAUUGCUCAAAUGCACAGAGAGGUAGCAGGCCCAGACUUGGGGGAGGCCACUGGGCUGGAUGUCCAGACACAAAUGGUCAGUGCAUGUGUUCAGACGCUCCGAGCAGAGAAUCUCUCACCCACCAGGUUUUGUGGUCAGUCUGAGGGAGUCUGAUUCUCAAAUCUUCACACAACAGCCCAGCAACCCUCCCUAGAGAGGGGUCUGGUGGAGCCGGAGCUAUUUCUCUGAAUCCCCAGCUGGGCCUUGCUCCCAGGUCCCCACCCCCUGCAGGGACUCCAUGUCAUUCUUCCGAAGAGAAGCACAGCCCUGCCUUUGCAAUCCAUCUUCCAUGGAACCGUGGGUUCCAAUUUCAUGAGAUGAGUUCCCAGUGGCCCCUCCUCACUCCAUUCAGAGUUUCAAAUUAAGUGCGUGGAAGUGAGCACAGAGGUCUUGGCUGGCUACUCCCGGGCAUUUCCCUAAGGAGAGAUUGCAGACCGCUCUUGGGCCAUGGGGUGGCCCUCCCUCCUCACCGCAUGCUAACCUCCUCCUCCCCGGGG